Anopheles stephensi (Asian malaria mosquito) is the source of this 2155-nucleotide messenger RNA. It is a transcript of the gene Cpr73D, whose product is annotated as spidroin-2. The transcript has 4 exons. The coding region runs from base 283 to 2049 and encodes 588 amino acids. Gene Ontology annotation, molecular function: structural constituent of chitin-based larval cuticle. The record is from RefSeq and is a predicted model, not a curated record. NCBI's taxonomy places the organism in Eukaryota, Metazoa, Arthropoda, Insecta, Diptera, Culicidae. Gene Ontology annotation, cellular component: chitin-based extracellular matrix.
CCGCACCGAACAGUUGACCGUCUGAGCUGGCAGAGUUUGACAGUGUAGCCUUAAGUGGGUUGCACUUCGGAGGGAAAAUUGUGUAGAAUAAGAUUCGGUGGAAUUGUGAAUUAUGGUGUGUAUUAUGUGCGGUUAAACCUUGUGGAAAAUGCUGUGCCGUUGGUGUGUAAAAUAAGCGUGACAAAGCGAUUUGAAAUCAACGACAAAUAAUAUUGAAAUAAAAUAUAAGAGAAGCAGUGAAUAAAAAUUAUUAAAGUGCUAAAAGGGAAAUUUGAUUCCACGAUGAAGGUGUUUGCGAUUGUUAGUGUGGUGUUGAUCCAUCUGCUACCAGCAGCGCGAUCCGAUCAGACGGAUUUCAAUCACAUCAAUUCGGAUGGCUCGUUUGCGUUCGGUCUGAAAAAUUCCGACACACCCGGUGCACACUAUCAUACGGCCAGCGGUAAUCCGAAGACGAUCGUCCGGGGACGCUACGGAAGCCGCCAGCCGGACACGGGGCGCGUCGAGGAAACGAUCUACACGGCCGGACCACGCGGUUUUCGUGCUCGUGGACCGAAAAUCCACCGUAAGCAGAGCCUAUCCCAGGUGCAGCGCGGCCCAAUCGGAACGCCGGAGGAUCCACUCGCCGACCCGUACGAUGAUCCGAGCUAUGACUUUCAGUUCAAAACACGCAACUACCAGCGCCGCGAAGGCUCGGACAGUAACGGACGUGUGAACGGUCUCUACACGUACAUCGACGACGUGGGUGAGAAGCACUCGGUACGCUACUCGGCCGGUUCCGGCACCGGCUACGAGGUAGGUAAUCCCGUCCCGGAUGCACCGAACACGAUCGCCUACGAGAGUCCACUCUACAAAACGCACAAGCAGGUACGCGGCAAGGUGGCGUUUGAGAGUGGCCCGAGUGGUUCCGGACAGUACAAAUUACUUUCGGUGGGACCGGAUCAACGGCGAGCGGAAACAACUGGCCCGGAUGGUGUGACCCGCGGUUCCUACUCCUACCUGGACGAUAAGGGUGUGCAGCGAACGGUACAGUACAUUGCCGGGGCCGGUAUCGGGUACAAGGUGGUGCAGAGUACGGUCGGUGCCGGAACGCAUCGACUACAGCAACCCAACUUUGGCAUAAAUCACGUCGAGCAGAGUGAAAUUGCGGACAAUAAUAAUCCAUCCUACCAGACGGCUCCUUCCGGUCCGGCCAGUGAACGGCCCGGUGCUUCAGGAGCGGGCUACGAUCACGUGGCACGUCCUUCCGCUGGUGGAUACGAUGGUGGUGCGAGUCGGCCCACGGCACCCGGUGCAUCGUACGAUCCUCCAACCGGUCCGUCAGGUGCGGGCAGUAACUAUCCCGAUGGGUCCAAACCACCCGGCUAUCCGGAGAGUAGUCGUCCGACGGGGCAAGGAUACGAUGAGGAAGACUUUGACAGCAAGCGCCCAACAACGAGCUCACCAAGCUUACGUCCCCCGACAACCGAUCGACCAACCGCAUUGUCCGGUGAUUCGAGUGAAGCGUCCCGCGAAAAGUACCCACUGCCGGACGAUCCUUCGGAACACGACCUGGGCGGGUACGGAGAGGACAGCAUCAUCGGACUGCUGCCACCAAAGUACGAUUAUGAACCGGCUGGACCUGGCCCUAGUGGUUCCGAUCACGAUCACGAUCAACCCCCACUAUCCGGCCCGUUCGAUGUGGCCAUCUCGAGUGGACCGUCCGGGCCGGCACCGUACCCGAGCUUCGGCGAAUCCGCACCCGGUACGAACGCGUACAACUCGAACGACUUUUCCGGCUUUCCCGAGGUAACGUACGAUCAGAAGAAGCUGGAAGACGAUCGCAAGAAGGAUUGGCGCGAUUUCGCGAAAGAUUCCACGAUCAUUAAGAACGUGGGCGAUUGGUACGUGGGACUGGCACCGGGUGCAUCGGUCCGCGCACACAUACAGAACAUUGAUCUGCUACCGUACGGUGGGCGUGCACCGUCGCCCGGUGACGCUUUGCGGCGCGAUACGCAGGCACAGGCUAAGGCGGAUCGGGCGACCGGUAGAAAACCGUACGAUCGACGGUAGAUGGCGAAGGAGAAGAACUUUAGUUAUGUAAAUAAAUUAUUGCACAUGAGUAUUAUAGAAAUAAAAGGCGAUCGAACCGAUCGAUAUGCGAACGCGUUUCAAUGAA